CUUUCUUUGUAAUUUUAAAAAACAUGAAAUAAAUAAAAUACGGUUAAAAUAGUGUAAACAAGAUGACGAGAAAAACAGGGUUUAUUCCGGGAAAGACGGAGAAAGCUUGAAGUGCCUAGCGCUUGCCUAUGGCUUUACUGUUGAUACACAAGAGAUACCCAGCUUCUGACUUGUUAUAAGGAGCUCUCAAGAGCCAGGUACAAGAUCCAAAAGCUACUUAUAUGAUUCUCCCUAAGAAGAGUAGAGAAAAGAGGUAUGUAACAUAUGUACCGGCAAGUUGCAUAGAAGAAAACAAUGUCCAUGCUCUGUCUUUUGGAACAGUGGAAGAAUGCCAGAUGAUACCAACAACUGGAAUCUAACCAUCUUACAAGAAUGACAUCUCCACAGGAGGAAAUAACUUGGCAUCUGAGAAAGAGUUUAGGAAGGAUCUGUAUCCAUUUAUAGAGCCAUAUAGUACUGGAAUGUUGAAGGUCUCGGAUCUUCAUUCUUUAUACUGGGAGCAGUGUGGAAAUCCAAAAGGGCAUCCAGUUUUAGUUCUGCAUGGAGGACCAGGAGCCGGAAGUCAGCCAGUUUAUAGGAGAUUCUUUGACCCUGAAUUUUACCGAAUCAUUCAAUUUGAUCAGAGAGGUUCUGGGAAGAGUACACCACAUGCCAGUUUGGUGGAGAAUACAACCUGGGACCUCAUUCAAGACAUUGAAAAACUAAGGGAGCUUUUGAAAAUUCCUGAGUGGCAGGUUUUUGGUGGGUCAUGGGGAAGUACGCUUUCUCUUGCAUAUAGCAUAUCACACCCUGACAAGGUCAAUGGACUUGUUCUUCGAGGAAUAUUUUUAGUACGUAAAAAAGAGCUUGAUUGGUUUUUUGAGGGUGGUGCCGCUGCUAUUUACCCUGAUGCUUGGGAACCAUUUAGAGAUUUUAUUCCAGAGAAUGAAAGGGAAUGUUUCAUCACUGCUUACCAAAAGAGAUUGGAGUCUGAUAAUCUUGAAACACAAUAUGCAGCUGCUCGAACAUGGACCACUUGGGAAAUGUCAACUGCUCAUCUUGUUCCCAAUGAAGAGACCAUAAAGAACGGUGAAGAUGAUGUUUUCUCGUUGGCAUUUGCUAGAAUUGAGAACCACUAUUUUGUGAACAAGGGAUUCUUUCCGUCAGAUUCAUACUUGUUGGAGAACAUUGAGAAGAUAAGGCAUAUUAAUGCUAUAAUCGUACAGGGAAGAUAUGAUUGUUGCGCUCCCAUGAUGUCAGCAUGGGAUCUGCAUAAAGUUUGGCCAGAGGCUGAGCUGAAGAUUGUUGCAGAUGCUGGACACAAUUGCUUCGAACCUGGUAUUGCUGCUGAACUUGUUGCUGCGAAUGAGAAGCUGAAGAGUGUUAGCAAAAGCAUAUAGCUUACCAUAUGCUUAGAAGUCAUGCAAUGCUAUACUGCAAACUUGGACAAUAUUUUCAAUAAACAACCAGCUAUUUCGAUGAUUUAGCUUAUAUUAUUAUGUGGUUGUAUGAAUAAUACUUGUUUAGAGGACAUUUGUCUCUCAACUGUUACUAUGUUUAAUUCAUUAGAAUUAUGAUAAAGUUUGCAACUUGUUUGCCCUUCCAGAGAAUAGACAAAAUUUCCUUUCUGGUAGUGGAACUUUUAUAUAUUGUCGAAGGGGAGUUUUUCUGAAUUA
Messenger RNA from Daucus carota subsp. sativus, 1655 nucleotides. Its product is annotated as proline iminopeptidase-like. The transcript has 13 exons. Gene Ontology annotation, molecular function: aminopeptidase activity. NCBI's taxonomy places the organism in Eukaryota, Viridiplantae, Streptophyta, Magnoliopsida, Apiales, Apiaceae. Gene Ontology annotation, cellular component: cytoplasm. Gene Ontology annotation, biological process: proteolysis. The record is from RefSeq and is a predicted model, not a curated record. The coding region runs from base 462 to 1379 and encodes 305 amino acids.